GGGGCAAGGAGCUGUCAAAUCAACAAACGGAAGGCUGUGCAUCGUUUCAUGAAUUUUCCUUUGUUGUGUUUAUUAUUGCAUUAUUGAAUGAAAUAUAUGAAUUUUGAGGACAAUAUUGCAGUGAGAGUGUUUUUUGAGAAUAUCCGUAGCAUUUAUAAGUGGCCAGUGUUCAUUGUUUACCUCUAGGAUCAAACAACGUGCGUCGGUGGAACAAUCAGCCAUCAUAAUAAAGGGUGUGAACAUCAUCAGUACGUGUUUAUGAUCGUGCGGUGAGGAAACUCGGCCGAUAGUAGUCGGUCGGAAAAGUCGGAGGGUCUUCAUCAAGCUGCCGUCAUGACGCUACACUGGUGGAUGCACUGGUUCUGGGUGACAACGCUGUUCACCAUCCAUGCGAACAGCGGGCUGAGCUCCGCCGCGCCGCAGUCAGAGGAGCUCCAACACAUCAGCGCUGAAGCCGAGCUGGACCGACGACUCUCCGAGCGACAGAGUCGAGCCAUGUACUACACGAAAACACAAGUCACCACACAGACCUCCAACAUAACAGACAAUUAUACGGACAAACCACCAGAAAUACCAGUAGUAAACGUAACAGAAGCCAAUAGAACAGAAGAAGUUCCACACCCAGCGAUACAGUGGACAGUAGUCAACAUCACGGAAAUGUCGUUAAACAACACACAGACUCCAAACGCAAGCGUAAGUAAUGCAACGGUGGCUCCGUUCACGAAUUUGACGGAAACGCAGAAUACGACAUUUGCGUCCAAAAAGAGGAAUCUGACUAGACCAGACUUCGUGAAAGACGGAGGGGGAAAUGUGGCGGAGAGUAGAAUCGUGACGGAGAAGCCAUUGUCGUUGGAGACUACCUUCCUACAGACUCGGAUACCACCGAACGUAGAAUCUUCCAGAAGGGUGAUAGACCAAGGUGACGGGGGAAUGGAUACGGGAGCGAUAGCUGGGAUAUCGUUUGCGGCGCUAGUUCUCGCGGCCCUGGCCGGGAGCACGGCGUUCGUGUUGUACCGGCGGAGGUACCUGAACAAGCCGCAGACCCUCAAUGACAAGUGCUCGAACCCUGAUUCGAGCGGCUACUUGGAUGACAGUACGAUAAGAGACAACUCCGAAGAGAUGUACAGCUUGGACAACGACUCCUUCCUCAAUUCUCUGGAGGCGAUGACCAUUCAGAACUACUGGACGGACACAGUCAAGCACACCAAACUCUGAUCAUGUCACACCUCAUGACGUCACCCACACAAGAUGUCGGACCAAACUAAUUUUUACCAUUACUGUCAUAAUGGGAAUUGAAGAUGACCAUGAUUAUACCAAGGACAUUAUGUCGAGACAAUUUUAAUACUAAUACAGCUAUGUUUUGUCAAAGAUAUCUAAGGAAUUGACAUGAUUCGUAUCUAUAAUCUAACAUGCAUCUAAAAUCAUGACAGAUUAGAUAAAACAAAUCUAAAUGUCAACUUUGAUACUGUCUGAUUAGAAAUUUUAAAUUAAGAACUUGAAUGACGUGACUACAAUAUGACAGUUGAUCAAAUAAUUCGAUAUUCAAAUUUUUCUGUGAUUAUUUUAUUGAUUUUUAAUGUUUUUUUUUAUGAUUUUAAUUCAAACAUUUUAACUAUUUUGAUUUUAUUUGAGAGUUCUAAACUCGUGAAAUGACAUGGAUUUCGGAAACAUUUUUUAAACAAAAAUAUUUUUAUUUACAGAAGUUUUGCGAAACCUCCAAUAAAUAGGCCUAGAAAUGAAUUUAUUCAUUAUAUUUGAAUGAAAACCCCGACUUGAUAAGGACAAAUGCUUUGUAUACUCUCUUUGAACUCUAUAACAAUAAACAUACGUACGUUUGUCACCAAAUCUAUAAUUAUAGGAUAUCCCUUGUAGUGACAAAGUGAAUAAAAAAUCUUCACAUGACUUGUCAUGGUUCUAAUUCGACCAAAGCUGUAACAUCAACAGUUCAUAUUGAUCAGUUUUUACAUAAAAUAAAAUUGUAUCUAAAAAUAUUUUAAACUAUCUUGUCUCUACUUAUCAACUUCUGUUUGACAGAAAGAGGAAGAUAUUUAUUAAUAUUUUUAGCGCCAAUUUCAUUUAAUUUAUUUUUUUCCGUAUAGGCAAAGGCAAGUAACAACCAGAAAAGUAUUUACGCGAAAGCAUGUAAAAUUAAAUGUUCUCUUAUAAAUAAACAAGAUCAGCCUUUAUAACGUGCGGCGCUCUGAUUGGUUGCUCCAAAUUAACUAACCAAUCAAAGGGCUAAUCAACUCGCACUCAGUACCCAGUUUUUUUAAGCUAGAUUUAGUGUUCAGGUUUCUAAGAAAUCUGUCAAAAAUCUAGAUUCGUUCUUGAGUAAUAUUUUAUCCUACCCAUGUAAGAAAUUUACUAUGUAUUUUCACAAUCAAUUCAUUCCUAUCUGCAUAUGAACUGUUGAUACAAAAAAACAUGGACUUAAAAAAUAAUGACGACAUUUUUCUACAUUUUAUUAAAACGUAAAUUUUAAUUAAUAUAAUACGAUGCAAUCUUAAGAUAGAGUAAUUAAUAUUUUUAAUAAAUACAUACCUAUGUGUAGAUUUAAUUUAUAUUAGAAUUUAAUAAUAUAUGGUUUUGUCGUAAAAUUGUAAAUACAUAAUAAUUGUUGUGAUAAUUUUCGUUAGAUUACUGUUUUGUUUCGGUAGUUGUGCAGAUUUGUUUAAUAUUUGUAUAUUUUCCCAUGGUUACACUAAUAGUAGAGUGUCUUCUAAAUUGUUCCUAAAUUAUUUUCUAUCAUACAAAUAUUUUCUUCGUAGUUUUUAUUUUGCAUAUCAGUAAAAAUGUAUGAAAAUAACACCAAUCAAUAAAAAUAGAACAAAUGUUAAACACCUCUGCACAAAGAAUGGUAUAUAAAAGCUGCGACAAAUAUGUCGCAAAGAAUAUUGUAGUGUAUUCUUGUCGCGAUAUUUUUUGAUCGCACCUUGUGACUCCGUAGUACAUCUUGUCCCAGUAGAUUGUACAUGUAACUACGUGUAAAUUUGAUAUUUUUGUAAUAUUCCCUUUGUGUGAAGUUUAAACAGAACACUGUAUUAGAACAAUGCCCAUUAUAAUACUAAAACUAUAAAAAACUAAAUUGUAAAUUGACUUUACAGUUUGUUUUUAAAAAAGUAUUUGUUUUGAGGUAUGUAUCUACAACAGUUUUCUGUGCUAAACUUAUAGGUUGUAAGAUUGAAGAUUACUAUUCUUUAACAUUUUUCCAAAUAAAAUUCCACCAUCAAUAUUCAUGUAACAUAGUUCAUAAGCCCCAUUCAUGCUAAGACAAUUGAAGAUAGUUGACAUGUUGUGAAUUCGACAUGUGAUUCUGUUGUGUUAAGAUGAAUGGGAAGCUUUAGACAUAAGGAUGUGAUCUCAAUAUAUCAUUUUUGAAUAAGCGUGAAAUAUCUAUGUGUGUGAUAGCUUUAAUGUUCCCUAUUUACUUUUUAUUACUAUAAGGUAUAUAAACAGCGUACCUAUGUAUUUAAAUGCAUCCCAUACUUUUCAAAUUUAUACUUAAACAUAAACAUGUCAGCCAUACUUAUUAAUAUUUAUUUUUUAUUCAUUAAUUUUUUUUAUUGUGAGUUUCAGACUUUAAAAUAAUUUGUGAUUGUUAAUUGACACGUUUUCUAAUAUAAUUUAUGAUUUCUUAAGGGUCGGCAAAACGCAUGUAACGCCCCAAGUGUUGCAAGCCUUCACAAGCCACAGUAACCACUUACAAUCAAGUGGGCAGAGUGCUUUCUUGCCACAGUCGUGGUAUAAAAAAAUAUUUGUUUUGUGUAUAUUUUUAUUGUGAUUCUAGAUCCGUCCAUUGAUUGAGAUUUUGUUUUCUUUAAACAUUUUUAAAUUGAUUGAAUAGUCUAUAUUUAUAUAACAUUCAUUAGAAUAUUUAUUUGUUAUUUUCUCAGUCAUAUCAAAAUAUUAUCUGUGAAUAUAUUAACUUGUAUGUGUAAUCAUUAACAUGGUGUGAAAUAUUUAAGCGUGUAACAUUAUUUAGUCGGGCAAUUUCGAUGUUUUUGAAUACUUAAUAAAGAAAAUCGAGAAAGUUGAGCUUAAUUCGUGUAGAAUCAAGUAUUAGAGGCAAGUGGUAAUUAAAAAUGUAUGUUAGUUUACGUAAAAAUGUGAAUAACCAAACUACCAUCUCUUUCCUUGUAAUGGUGCUCCCACACAGCAGUUAUAUAACGUUAUACAACAUUGUGUAACAUUUAUAACAGCAUGUAACAUACUCUACAACCACUGUUAUAAUUUGUUUAAACACAAAUAUUAUUGUUACACAUUGUUGUAUAACGUUAUAUAACUGCUGUGUGGGAGCACCAUAAGAAUAACAAGAGUGUACUUUAAUUUUUUAAUUAAUACCCAUGAGUUGUGAGAUAAAUAUUUUAAUAGUUUUUGAAACUACCCCACAGUAACCUGUACUUAUUAUAGUUGCCAUAGAUAAAAUAUGUUUCGUUUAAAUGUAAAAGUUCCCAGUACAAGGUGCUAGGAGAUUUUUGUCGGUAGAAAGAAACUUAAGAACCCCCAAUUUAUGUAGUCUACAAUAAUGUGUAAUUGGUUUAUAAGCCAAAAUAACUAUAGUAAUAAUUUAGUAUCAUUAAAUAUAUUUUUACUUGGAAUAA
Molecule: messenger RNA, 4601 nt
Organism: Spodoptera frugiperda (fall armyworm)
Lineage: Eukaryota; Metazoa; Arthropoda; Insecta; Lepidoptera; Noctuidae
Exons: 6
Coding region: 334-1215 (293 amino acids)
Source: RefSeq, a predicted model, not a curated record